Homarus americanus (American lobster) is the source of this 2478-nucleotide messenger RNA. Its product is annotated as mucin-1-like. The transcript has 2 exons. The coding region runs from base 1 to 2478 and encodes 825 amino acids. NCBI's taxonomy places the organism in Eukaryota, Metazoa, Arthropoda, Malacostraca, Decapoda, Nephropidae. The record is from RefSeq and is a predicted model, not a curated record.
AUGAGAGAAGGCUUCAUCAUAUCCAGCCAGUAUCCAGUACCGGGGUCCUUCCAGUGUCACCCAGUACCGGGAUCUUACCAGUGUCACCCAGCACCAGGGACCUACCAGUGUCACCCAGCACCAGGGACCUACCAGUGUCACCCAGCACCAGGGACCUACCAGUGUCACCCAGCACCAGGGACCUACCAGUGUCACCCAGCACCAGGACUCCCAGUGCACACACCAGGGACCUACCAGUGUCAGCACCAGGGACCCACUAGUGUCACCCACCCAGCACCAGGGACCCACCAGUGCCACCCAGCACACCAGGGACCUACCAGUGUCACCCAGCACCAGGAACUACCAGGGCACUACCAGUGCCACCCAGCACAGGGACCUACCUGUGUUACCCAGCACCAGGGACCUACCAGUGUCACCCAGCACCAGGGACCUACCCACCCAGCACCAGGGACCUACCUGCCACCCAGCACCAGGGACCCACCAGUACACCUACCAGUGUCACUAGACCUGGCCUACCAGUGUCACCCAGCACCAGGGACCUGUAGUGUCAGCACCAGGGACCUACCAGUGCCACCCACUAGGGACAGUGCCCAGCACCAGGGACCUGUGGCACCAGCCAGCCCAGCACCAGGGACUCUAACAGUGUCACCCAGCACCAGGACCUACCAGUGCUACCAGUGCCACCCAGCACUGUCACCCAGUACCGGGGACCUACCAGUGCCUACCAGGUCACCCAGCACCAGGGGACCUACCAAGCACCAGGGACUCACUAGCACCCAGCAAUCAGGACAGCACCAGGGACCUCACCCAGGGGACUCAGUGUGUCACCUGGCACCAGCACCUACCAGUGGUUUCACCAGCACCAGGACCUACCAGUGUCAGCAUAGUGCACCCAGCACCAGGGACCUACCAGUGCCACCUCCAGCAACCUACCAGUGUCACCCAGCACCAGGGACCUACCAGCCACUCCAGCACCAGGGACCCACCAGUGUCACCCAGCACCAGGGACCACAUGGCAGCACCAGUGGGACCUACCAGUGUCACCCAGCACCAGGACCCUGUGUCACCAGCACCAGGACCUACCAGUGCCACCCCCAGCACCCUACUAUGUCACCCAGCACCAGGGACCUUCCAGUGUCACCCAGCACCAGGGACUCCACUCCAGUGGGGCACCCAGCACCAGGGACCUACCAGUGUCACCCAGCACCAGGGACCUACCAGUGCCACCAGGGACCUACCAGUGUCACCCAGCACCAGGACCUACCAGCAUCAGUCACCCAGCACCCUAGGACCUGUCCACCCAGCACCAGGGACCCACCUCCAGCACCAGGGACCUACCAGUGUCACCCAGCACUGGGACCCACCAGUGCCUGUGUCACCCAGCACCAGGGACCCAGUACCCAGCACCAGGGACCUACCCUACCAGUGUCACCCAGCACCAGGGACCUACUGAAACAAUGUACCCAGCACCAGGGGACCUACCUGUGUCACCCACCAGGGACACCAGGGACCAACCAGCCUACCAGUGCCACCCAGCACCAGGGACCUAGUGCCACAGCACCAGGGACUGUCACCCAGCACCACCAGGGACCCACCCAGUGCCACCCAGCACCAGGGACACCAGCGUCACCCAGCACCAGGGACCUACCAGUGCCACCUCCAGCACCAGGACUGGACCUACCAGGUCACCCAGCACCAGGGACAGUGUCACCCAGCACCAGGGACCCCAGUUACCCAGCACCAGCCUACCAGUGCACCCAGCACCAGGGACCUACCAGUGUCACCCAGCACCAGACCCACCAGUGCCACCCAGCACCAGGGACAGUGUCACCACCAGGGGACCCACCAGUGUCACCAGGGACCUUGUCACCCAGGGGACCUACCAGUGUCACCCAGACCAGCCUACCAGUGCCACCCAGCACCAGGGACUCCACCAGUGUCACCCAGCACCAGGGACACCAGUGUCACCCAGGGACCUACCAGUGUCACCCAGCACCAGGGACUGUGUCACCCAGCACCAGGGACUCAGUGCCCAGCACCAGGGACUACCAGCACCCAGCACCAGGGACUACCAGUGUCACCCACACCAGGGACCUAACCAGUGUCACCCAGCACCAGGGACCUACCAGUGUCACCCAGCACCAGGACCUACCAGUGUCACCCUACCAGUGUCACUCUACCAGGGACUCACCAGGUGCACCCAGCACCAGGGACCUACCAGUGCCACCCAGCACUAGGACCUACCAGUGUCACCCAGCACCAGGGACUCACCCAGCACCAGGAGCAGUGUCACCCAGCACCAGGGACCUCACCAGUAGUCACCCAGCACCAGGGACUUACCAGAAAGACCAGGGACCUACCAGUGUCACCCAACACCAGGGACACCAGUGCACCAGACCUCAGUCACCCAGCACCAGGGACCUACCAGUGUCACUCACCCAGCACUACCUGUGUCACCCAGCACCAGGGACCCACUAG